CAGCUGAAAUGGGGCUCUCUUUCGCUCGUUCAUCCCAUACAUGAAACGGCGAUAGCAGGAACGACAGCAGCCUGAAAGGAGGGCAGACAGCACACUCGCCAGCGCAAAGAAUGUGCGUCUCGGCUGGGGCCCGACGAGAGCUCGUGAUUUGCUGGACAUGGCAAGGGAUUCGAGAAGCCACCGCCAACGGCCACCAGGGGCUAUUCUGGUCACCCUGGUCUCGCAUUGGACACUUGCUGGCCCGGCUAGCAAUCCUCUUCACAGCCUCGAGGAGAGGGCCCUGAGAUUGGCUCAUCGGAAUGCACGAGCUGGCUGGCUGGAGGGAUGAUGCACCAGAAAGAGUUCGUCGUGUGAGUAGGGAGGCACAGGAUGGCGGGCAGCAAGCAGGUCCAGUUCGAGGUCCAGUUCUAGGUCCAGCUCAUCGUCCCACGCACAGUUGGCAUGGCACACCCUCUCUAUUUUCUUUUAUGCACCUGUUUAAAUCCUCUUCUCCUCCCGCACCCUCCAUUUGGUUUUCCAAAGUUUACUCAUGUUUCGGGUACUCAGGUUAUCGCGGAACCUUUUCCAUCGUUUCGGCUUUCUACAUGAAACGUCACGCCUCCUUGCAAUCCUCACAAAGAAUAGCUCUGCUUCCCUGCUCCUCUAUUUCAAGUCAUCGUUGCACUACAUAUAUUACUCUCGGUGCUAAUUCAUCCGUUUUCCCACUGCGAUCCUGCAAUUACGUCUUCAUACUGUUGAUUGUAGUACAACCAUCCCAAGAGCCACGAUAAUCCUCAAGCUCCGUCAACUAUAGAUCCCGGAGUAUUUCUCAGUGCGAUAAUCACAUUGCGCGCCGCCGAGAUCGUGCCUUUUG
This is a messenger RNA of Hyaloscypha bicolor E, 853 nucleotides long. RefSeq lists its product as uncharacterized. The transcript has a single exon. The coding region runs from base 300 to 770 and encodes 156 amino acids. Lineage: Eukaryota; Fungi; Ascomycota; Leotiomycetes; Helotiales; Hyaloscyphaceae. The record is from RefSeq and is a predicted model, not a curated record.